Messenger RNA from Uranotaenia lowii, 1035 nucleotides. RefSeq names its product tetratricopeptide repeat protein 27-like. Lineage: Eukaryota; Metazoa; Arthropoda; Insecta; Diptera; Culicidae. The transcript has 2 exons. Bases 1 to 1035 code for a protein of 344 amino acids. Gene Ontology annotation, molecular function: protein binding. The record is from RefSeq and is a predicted model, not a curated record.
AUGACGAGGCCAAGCGAAGCAAACAUCCUGCUAACUGCUAAGAAGUUCUUGAUGCAUCCGUCAUCGGACCCGAUUGCUGGUCGUCUAAGCUGCUUGGCCUUAAGGCAUUUGCUGCUGCUGUACGGCAUGUUCAACCAGGAUGUAGACUUUGACGUCACGUUACGGAUAGCAGCUAACCCGUCGAAUAACUGCCAACAAUCCCCAGACUGCCUCCAAGAAGUUACCCUGUUGCGUUUGGGUUUCGCUGCUCUUCAACUUGAGUUAUGGGAGGAUGCUGCCAAAGCAUAUCGUCUGUAUACCUCAUUGGAACCCAAUGGAUUUGAAUCAUGGAACAAUUUAGCGAAGGCUUAUAUAAAACUUGGUGACAAAAAGAGAGCCCACAAAGUCCUACAGGAAGCACUUAAAUGCAACUUCAGUAAUUGGAAAGUUUGGGAAAACUUUAUGCUUGUUAGCAUCGAUACUCAAAACUACGAAGAUGCAUUGAACUCUUACGAACGGCUACUGGAAUUGAAAGAAAAGUUCAUUGAUUUGGAGGUACUUGAAAUUCUAACCCAAGUAAUUUCCGAGGAAGCUCUAGACUCUAAUGGAAACUCAGCGAAAAGAUUCACGAAAAAAGCCAUCAAACUGUUGGGUCAUGCAUGCACGAAAAAUGUAAACAACGGUCACCUUCAUGAACUGUCCGCUCGACUAGAACUGGAAGACCCCUUAAAACGCGCUCAGAAGCUUCAAAGCGCCUACCGAGGGUACACCCAAGCCAACAGUCAGUGGUCCAAAACAGCCGACAGUUGUGGAAAAAUCGUUCAACUUUGCAUCGAACUUGGGCAAAGUUCACUGGAAGCAUUUGAAUCCGCGAAAGAUGAUGCGGGAAAGCUGCUAUCGGUGAAGUCCCAGCUCUCAUCAGCUCGACUAACCGGGCAAGGUUGUUUGAAAGUGGCCGGCAAUGAAGGGUGGGAGCAGAAUGCAGCUUUGCUGGAAGAGUUGAGGAUAUUAGUUGAACGCAUUACUACUGUGUUGACAAAUCUUAUCAAUAAAUAA